Molecule: messenger RNA, 1638 nt
Organism: Peniophora sp. CBMAI 1063
Lineage: Eukaryota; Fungi; Basidiomycota; Agaricomycetes; Russulales; Peniophoraceae
Source: the annotation of a GenBank genome assembly
AUGUCUACGGAGACUGCGGUACCAGCAACGAUGCACGGGCGCAUAGCAGCCGCCGAUGAACAGUUAUUAGCGCAACUCGGGUACAAGCAGGAGUUCAAGAGGGCAUUCUCUCCACUUGAGGUGUUCGGUAUUGCAUUCUCUAUCAUCGGCUUAUUACCCUCUAUCGCUUCGGUCCUCUUUUACUCUAUCCCGAAUGGAGGACCAGUAGCCAUGGUCUGGGGUUGGGCCGUUGCCUCUGUCUUCAUCCUAUUUGUCGGCAUGAGCAUGGCCGAACUCGCCUCUGCUGCGCCUACAUCUGGGGGGCUAUACUUCUGGACCCACUCGCUAUCUUCGCCAAGAUGGCGGAACCUUCUCGCCUGGAUCGUGGGCUACUCUAAUACUGUUGGUUCAAUAGCAGCUGUCGCCAGUAUAGACUGGGGCGCUGCAGUUCAAGUCAUGGCGGCAGCCAACAUCGGAUCAGGGUACGAAGCUACGAAUGGGGUGACAUUCGCAGUAUAUGCCGCCAUCAUCCUCUCGCAUGCCGUCGUGUGUUGCCUAGGAACUCAGCUCCUCGCUCGACUACAGAGCUUAUACGUGGUGCUCAAUGUCUUACUUUGCCUGGCGGUAAUCGUGGCUCUACCCGCUGCGACUCCCAGCGAGUUGAAGAACCCCGCGAGCUAUGCUCUCGGCAACUUCACGAACGCGUAUGAUUGGCCUGAUGGCUUUGCCUUCAUGCUCAGUUUCCUCGCCCCGUUGUGGACUAUCUGUUCAUUCGAUUCGAGUGUACACAUCAGUGAAGAGGCGGCUAACGCCGCGACGGCAGUACCCUGGGCAAUAGUAAUGGCGAUCGCAAUUGCUGGGAUCUUAGGAUGGGCUAUCAACGUGUCCCUCGCGUUCUGCAUGGGUCAGGACCUUGACGCUAUCAUCAACAGUGACCAACCUAUGGCCGCUAUCUUCAACAACAGCUUUGGCCAAAAGGGCACAUUGGCUGUGUGGGCUUUCGUAGUGACGGUGCAGUACAUGAUGGGCUCGAGCAUGAUGCUUGCGGCCUCGCGCCAGUCAUUUGCAUUCUCCCGCGAUGGAGCUCUACCGUUCUCUUCGAUCUUGUAUCGUAUGAACUCCUACACGGGUACACCGGUCAAUACCGUGUUCUUCACCGCUAUCUUCUCUCUGCUGCUCGGCCUGCUCGUCUUUGCUGGCGAGCAAGCUAUCAACGCCGUCUUCGCUAUCUCCGUCACGGGCCUGUACAUCGCGUAUGCCAUCCCAAUAGCUGCGCGCUGGAUCUGGCACAAGUCCAACGGAUGGCGAGAUGGUCCUUUCUCGCUCGGCUGGUUUAGUCUACCGUGCGCGAUCAUCUCUUGCUUAUGGAUGGCCUUCAACGGCAUCAUCUUUCUCUUCCCAACAACGAUGAAGACCGACGUCGCCGACAUGAACUACACCGUUGUCGUACUUGGCGGGGUGCUCAUCUUGGCACUGAUUUGGUACUACUUCCCGGUGUACGGCGGCGUGCAUUGGUUCACUGGACCCGUACCGAACGUGGAUGGCCACGAGGCUCACAAGUGGGGAGGCGCGUCGGUCGGUGAUGGGGAGGAGUCGCCGCGGUAUAGUAAUGAAAAGGAGAAGGAUAGGGCGGACGCGCGGGUGGAAGAGGCGAGCUGA